AUGCAUUCUGAAUCACCUAUCAGACGCUCGGCGCUCCAUUACAUUGCACCUAUAUACACCAUGGAAUACACCAUGGAAUCCUGGCAACUACUCCCGCCGGAGCUCCGACUGAUGGUCCUCGACUUGCUAGCCGAUGAUCCAGCACCCAAAAAGAAAACCAAGUUCUCAAAAUACCCACUGACCCAGUACUCUCUCGUCUGCAGAGCCUGGCAGAUCUUUUUCGAACGGCUUCUCUACCGCCACCUUUGCGUCGACCGAGUAUCUCUCUACGACUUUGAGCAAUUUGUCUGUCGACAGAGGUGCUUCGUCAAGCACAUCAGGCUCAACGUCGACGUGAAGGCCUUUGACCACCUAGCACGCAAGAAAUUCGACAUGAGGUUUCUUUCCUAUGAGAGAUCAAAUGUCUCGGAGACGCUCAUAUACCUCUUCCGAAUCCUCAGCCGCUGGCGACCCGAGUUCGACUGUUCAAAGGACGUCACGUUCGAGAUUACCGGGUGUCCCAGGGCACGGAUUGCUGAGACCGCAUCACGCCUGAACUGUUCGGCUCAUUGCUCAGGCCCCUUAACGAUCCCCAGAUACUACUAA
This is a messenger RNA of Fusarium vanettenii 77-13-4, 585 nucleotides long. RefSeq lists its product as uncharacterized. The transcript has a single exon. The record is from RefSeq and is a predicted model, not a curated record. NCBI's taxonomy places the organism in Eukaryota, Fungi, Ascomycota, Sordariomycetes, Hypocreales, Nectriaceae. Bases 1 to 585 code for a protein of 194 amino acids.